AUGGUUGUGUUGGAGCAUGAAAGUGCUUUUGUACGCGUGAAUUUCACUGAGCCAAGCUACACGUUUUACGUAUGGAUGGAGUUGGAGGGUCUUGGCCCUGAAACGGAGUUUAGGACGCCUGACCUGUCAAGUAAUAACACCCCCGAGGAGAUCGCUGAGUUGGUUGCUGGAGCUGUGCCCAAUGCUAGUGAAUAUAAUCUGGCUGUGGACGUGCGCAAGUUCGACAACUCGGAGCUGAUUGCCUGGAUAAAUAUGCUCAACGAGUGGAUGGCCAACUACUACAAGUCGGGAGGAUCCGAGUCUGAGGCAUCCGCCGCCUGGGCAGCGUAUUCUUCGUCAGCGGAUGGCGGCAGCUCUUUUCAGUUCCCACCCGCUGGUGAAGCUUCAGGAACCGUGCAGAUCUCGUUCCGCAAUGUCAGCGUCGUGCCAAGUAUUAUUGAAGUUAUUGCGAUUAGUGACGAGUCUAUGGAUGGCGAUGGCAAGUCCAAGAUUUCCUAUGAUUAUCGUGGAAGUGAGCUUCGCUUCCAGCUUUCUCCACUGAACUUGACCAAGUUCGAGUAUGUGCCUCCUCCGCCGUAUGUGAACCUGACCUGGGACGAAAAUAUCCCUGACUGCCCCGAUCUCUACUGGAACGGAAGCUCAAUCUGGAACGGCUCUGACAUUUGGAGUAUCUGCAGCGAGUGUGAAGAUGCAUUCGCUGCCUGCGACAGUAGCAUCUCCUGCAGCAUUGGUGUGCGAGGUUUCUUGGAAGGGGCUCUGUCACCGAGCCGUUUUAACGCGUACGAAAUGUCGACUGAGAUGGACAAUUACAAUCGUCGGCCGUGGGGUGCUAUGACCUACUCAUGA
Molecule: messenger RNA, 846 nt
Organism: Phytophthora sojae
Lineage: Eukaryota; Oomycota; Peronosporomycetes; Peronosporales; Peronosporaceae
Exons: 3
Coding region: 1-846 (281 amino acids)
Source: RefSeq, a predicted model, not a curated record